Molecule: messenger RNA, 3263 nt
Organism: Aphanomyces astaci
Lineage: Eukaryota; Oomycota; Saprolegniomycetes; Saprolegniales; Verrucalvaceae
Exons: 20
Coding region: 29-3226 (1065 amino acids)
Biological process (GO): protein polyglycylation
Molecular function (GO): protein-glycine ligase activity, initiating
Source: RefSeq, a predicted model, not a curated record
ACGACAAGAGCGUCGUGUGUACAGUAGCAUGACGACGUCGUUGUCGAUCGAGUCGUCGUUCGAAAUGGACGAAAGCAGCAACCAAGACGUGGUGGUCGCAGGCGUCACUUCCCCGAUCAAGAAGUCGUUUGUGAGUAAAAUUCCACGGCGGAGUGUCAAGUUGAAUCUGUCAAAUGCAGCCCCAGCUAGUGCCAGUACCACCAACAACCAGCACGAGAGUACUACUCCUCCCAAGAUUGUGGUCGACGUCAAACUGGACAAGAACCAGCAAUUUAUCAAGGACUUGGAAGAUAAGAAACGAAAGGCACGGGAAGACGACCAAGCCAAAGCGGACAAGCAGCGGCGGUUGCGCUUGAAAUUGCGCAAGAGCAUCCUCCAACGAGCCGCGUCGAUCCGCCCAACGGAUGUUGGCGGCGGGGCGGAUGAUGUCGAGUCGUCCCAACCUCAGGACGAAGCCGCCGAAGCUCCGGAGGAGGCGGUGACUGACGACGAACGCAGAGCCAAGGCGGGAGCGCAAAAGAAAUUGCUUCAAAAACAACAAGCGUUGCUGGAGGGCUUAAAAGCCAAGCGCGAAAAAGAUGCCGAGGACGCCGAGAUGGAGCGACAGAAAGCACUCAAGAAAAAGGAACUCACCCGCAAAGCUUCGUUGGGAACAACGGAAGUGCCAAGUCGCAUGCAAGAAGCGCUGGAAAAGUUCAACCAGGCGGCGGCGGCGGCGGGGAGUGCCGUGAGUGCCGUGCGUGUGAAGAAGGAGGAAAAGGACGACGCUUCCAGCUUGACACCCGAGGAAAGAGAAAAGCGCGCAUUGCAACAAGAAGCUAUCAAGAAGAAACAGGUCGAGUAUUUGCAGAAACUUGCUGACGAACGCAAGCAACGACAAGUCGACGACGACGAAAAGAACGAACUCGUGCGGCAAAAACGCGCCAAAGUUCGAGAGGAGGCCCUUCUCAAGCAUGAAGCAGCUAAAGCGGAAAAGUUGGCAGCGGCUGCGGCGGACGAAUCGACGAGUUCACAGGUCGUCGAAGUGGAGGAAGCCAAGCCCAAAGUCAACGUCGAAGCGAUGGUGUCCCGAUUAAGCAAACUCAAAACGAGCGAGGCGCAGUUGGUGCCCGAAGCCAAAGACUUUACAUCGUGGAAGAAGCGCAACGGCGUGGCCCUCGACACCAAGGUAUUUUGCUUGACGGGGUGGUACCCUGUGAUCAAGGAAACGUUGGAAAAGCGAGGGUGGCACCACAACCCUGACCGGAACUCGCCAUAUUUCGACUUGAAAUGGGCGCUCAAGUCGGACGAUCUCAAAUCUGUCAAGCUCAAUGAUGAUCAGCUGGUGAACCAUUUUCUACAAAACACGGCCAUCACAACCAAGUCAGGACUGCUGCACAACCUCCGCAACGUUACGUGGUUCCUCAGUGAAGAUAUCGACUCGUUCUUUCCUCGGGCGUACGACCUGAACGAACCCACCGACAUGCAGUCUUACAUUCAAGACUUUCGGUACAUUCAUGCCGAAGGAAUGCUCAAACGUCUGGGGGACAAGUGCCGAAAUGCCAACGCGAUGCCUCAUGUGAACGCCGGCGUGCUGGACGUGCUGCUGUCCGUGUGUCGAAAGCGCCAAGAAAUUCUCCCCGAUGAUAUUUUGGACAACCCGCUGGCCUGCGGAAUCGAACCAGUGGUAACCGACCUGCAGUGGGAAGUCCUCCAGCGGAGUCCCCUCGAUGCCCCGGGGUCGAUCCGGGCAUCAUUUGGGUUUACGAAACCCUCGACGGCCACGUCUUGGACUACUGAAACAAGUGACCAACCGCCUCCUCAUAUGACCCCCAGCGAAGUGAAAGAGGAAGCGAAGGCUGCCAAGCGACUGGAGCGGCUCAUGGAGGCGGCAUUUGUCCAAGAAAAGACCCGGUUGAAUGGCCUAUUGAGUCAAGUUGUACCGUUGUCGACUGAUACUGCCACCAAAGUGCUCGAGUUACUCGCAGGCUUGGAGGAGCUGUGUCCGCAGUUCCACUUGAACGGCGGGGUCGACAGCAAGAAUGUUUGGAUUGUCAAACCAGCAGGCAUGUCCCGCGGUCGAGGGAUUCGAGUAUUCAACCAACUGCACGAGUUGUUGGAGUAUGCGGACGUGGAGAACCAUAAAGAAUGCCAGUGGAUUGUGCAAAAGUACAUUGAAAAUCCACUUUUGGUGUGCAACCGCAAGUUUGACAUUCGCCAGUGGGUGUUUGUCACGUCGUGGAACCCGCUCACGGUGUGGUUUUACUUGGACUGCUAUCUUCGCUUCAGCUCGGAAGAGUACCAGGUCGACGAUUUGAGCGACCAAUACGUGCACUUGACAAACAAUUCGAUUCAAAAGAACGGCGAAAACUUUUACCGGGCGUAUACGACAGAAGAUGGCUCGAUGACCGUGGAAGGCAACAUGUGGCACUCGGAUGAGCUGACGGAGCACCUGACGAGGAAGUACGGCGUCGAUCCUGACACGAACCAGAGCCUCUUUACGUCCAAGAUCCAACCGCGGAUGAAGGAGAUCGUCAAGUGGUCGCUGAGUUGCGUGCAGGACACAGUGCAGCAUCGCAAAAACUCAUGCGAACUGUAUGGGUAUGACUUUAUGUUGGACGACAAGUUGAAGCCGUGGCUGAUUGAAGUCAACAGCAGCCCCGCGUGCGACUACUCGACGGCAGUCACGAAGCGGUACAUUCAAACGGGGUUGGAAGACAUUUUGAAGGUCAUGCUCGACGUCCGAGAGUACGACGCUGCGAAGCGGAAGAACAACCAGACCAAGAUGCCCAAGCCCGAUACGGGUCGUUGGGAGAACAUCCACAAGGCAGAAUACAUCGCCAAACCCAUGUCGUCGUUUGGUGGGAUGGAUUUCGAGAUCAAAGGCAAGAAACUGUCCAAGAAGAGUCAACGGGCCAUCAACCAAGCAUGUGCUGCCCCUGCCACACCGACGCGCCGACACGGUGCAGACGUGAACGCACCACUGUCCGUUCUAGACGAAGGAACGCCGCAAGACGAGGAUGACGAACGGGAUGGUGGAAACACGAUGAUUGGUGCAUCGAGUGAAGGCGGUAUGCUGCGUUCGACGAGCGACAACACGGUGGUGUGCCAACACCACCGUGUUGUGGGUAACGACGACGCCAAGAACAACGACAAAGACGACGAGAAGCUGGAUGGCGGUGACGGUAGCGGCUCGCGGCAGUCGCCAUCUGUGGGGCUGCCGCCAGACCUGGACGAGUUGUUGUAAUAAUUCACAUGAAAUGUAAAGAAUUGAGUUGACCUUG